GGAAAUUAGAACCCAGUGAGGAAAGAGGAGCCCCAGGCAGGCGGGACGGUCCAGCCGCAGGAGGCUGCCGGACACCAAGCUAGAGGGAGGAGGGGGCACCUGCGGCCUGGGCAGCUGGAGAAGAUUCCCCAUGGAGCCAGGUCCAGAAGGCAGAAGUGGCAGCACCAUCCCUUCCUCCGAAGCAGCCCCCAGCCGUGAGGUCCCUGAUGCAGGGGACCGUGUGGACGCUGCAGCAGAAGCAGCAGAAGCAGGCAGUGCCCCCAGGACCAGUGGGGAGAAUGGAGAGACGACGGCAGAACUGCCAUCACUGCCCUGCGUGGCCUCCUGGAAUGACGACCCAUCCUCCUACCUGAGUCCUCCACAGCCCAAGCCUACCGAUGAGAGUGGGCAGAUGCCCAAAUGUGCAUCGGGAGGGAUCCCCAACAUUGGUUUCGUGGGCGAGCCCCCACCCUACACCCCGCCGGACCCCAAGGCUGUCCAUAUGCUCUACCCACCUUUCCCGUCGGGCUUCUCUGGGCAGAUGCCCAUUCUGUAUCAGCCGGGGCCUUCGCCGCAGCCUCUCUACCCCGCGGCGCCAUCAGCCACCCCUCUGUAUCCGUCGGGACCGUCUCCAUCAUCCCUGUACCCACCGGCCCCUUCACCACAGGCGAUGUAUCCAUCCGCAAGCCUGCCUUCUGGAGCCUUCCCUUACUCCAUUUAUAACAGCCCCAUGAACAGUAUGUCCGCCGCCGCUAUGGACCGGAGGCCCCUGCCUAAGGAUUACAUGGUAGAAUCUGUGUUGGUAACGCUCUUCUGCUGCCUGAUUACUGGGGUUAUCGCCAUUGUCUACUCUCAUGAGACCCGAGCGGCUCUGAGCCGUGGAGACCUGGCCCAGGCGGAACAGGCGUCCAGGAAAGCCCGCUCCUUGGUGCUCUUCAGUCUGCUUUUUGGGGUCUUCGUGUCUACCAGCUGGGUCAUCUAUGUCAUAGUGGCGCUCUACAUUCCCUGAGGGACCUCUUCUGGGACUUCUCCUCCCAACACCCGGGGCAACACCCCACUGCUGCCCGGGACUCCUAAUAAAAACGCCCAGCAUA
Messenger RNA from Monodelphis domestica (gray short-tailed opossum), 1073 nucleotides. It is a transcript of the gene PRRT1B, whose product is annotated as proline rich transmembrane protein 1B. NCBI's taxonomy places the organism in Eukaryota, Metazoa, Chordata, Mammalia, Didelphimorphia, Didelphidae. The record is from RefSeq and is a predicted model, not a curated record. Gene Ontology annotation, cellular component: membrane.